AUGCCUAAACAAUAUAGAAGCAUCAAUCAUGAUGACACAGCUUUUCUUUAUUUUUCUGCCUUAAUCCUUCUGUUAAUGCUGCUGCCGGUUUUGUAUCACUUUAUUUUGUACAAAAUCUUUAAGAAAAAACAAACUGAAAAAAAGAAUGAAAAUCUGCAGCAGUGUAUAUGUGCUUUUUGUGAAGAUAAAAGGGAGAAAUGCAGAGUUAAGCCUACUUUUGGAAAAGCGGGGGUUUUCCAGCUGGUUUAUAUAGUUACUGUAGGGUAUUUGCUUUUGUAUACGAUAGAGUCAAUUAAGCUUGACCAAACUCCACAAGAAAUUUUUGACCCUUAUGAGAUUUUAGGUAUAGGUGAGGGUUCUUCUGAAAAAGAGAUCAAAGCGGCGUUUAGGUCAUUAAGCAAAGUGUAUCACCCUGAUAAAAACCCAGAUUAUGAAGAAAAAUACAUAACAAUAGUCAAAGCUUAUCAAUCCCUUACUAAUGAAGAAGCUAGCCUCCUCAUUUGGUUAGAGAGUAUAGCAUUCCAAAAAUCCCUAUUUUUUGAUAAGCGGUAAAAAAAAAUUUUUAAUAUCAUUUUUCUUUAUAUAAAAUAUUUUUGAUAUAUAAUUGAUAGUUAUAAUAAUGAGAUCUCCAGCUAAUUCUAUUAAAUUUUAAGCUGUUGAGCUCUAAAACAUUGACUUUAUAAAUUAAAUAGAUUAAAUCAUCCAAUAUUUUACAAUCUAUUUUUUUGUAAAAAAAAAAAUAUAUCUUAAAUUUAAAAAAACAAUUUGUGAGAAACAAGCGAAAAGAGUAAGAGAAAUUUAAUAAAAUAUGGCCAUCCUGAUGGGCCACAAAGAUGAAGAUUAGAUUAAAUGCAAUUAUAGCAGACCAUGGGGACAAUUUCUACCCCUAUCCAUCCCAGUCCGGCUUCAUGCACAGGUGACCUUAAGGCUCUGGUGCUUACACAUAACGCCCUUUUCAUGUCGAAGUCACCAAAAAAUUGAAGUCAGAGAGUUCUAAGAGGGGACUCACCUGAACAAGCUUGGGCCAUCUCUACAGCAAAGAGCUCUUAGUGAUGAGGCUAUGAGUUGAUCGUCCAAUACCACUUUCUUAAUUACUCUGCCUUUUACAGGCAAAUUAUUGCUCCCAAGAAAUACUGCGCUGUCAGUAUCUUUCUGUGAGCUCAGGACAAAAGCCUGCUGUGGAGUCUUAACCAUGAAAAACCCACCUGGGACCACAAAGAAGAAUUGUAAAAUUUAUGUAGUUUUCAAUAGGGCUGCCUGAGUUUUUGGUGAAUCCAGAAAACAAAGUCCCAGUUUUAAUAGGAUUUUUAAUUAUGAUAUUAGGAAUUCCUAUUAGUGUCAUAAUUUGGCUCAGCUGCGGACAAAAGAAAGAUAAGAAUGGAGUGUUUGAAAAUAAUAAGCACAUCUAUGCCGAGCUAUUAGAUACAAGUUCAGAUUUUCUUGACAUUCUGUACAUUAUAGCCAAUAGCGAAGAGUUUAGUAAACUCCCAUUAAUUGAGGAAACAGAAAUCGAACAAAUAAAGGCAGAAUUUUCAGAAAUUUUAAGAGAAAAAUCAAAAGAUUGAAGUGUUUCUCAUUUAAAAACAGUUCUAUUAUUACUCUCACAUAUAAAUAGAAAGGCUCUUUCCGCUCCUCUUCAAAAUCAGCAAGACUUUAUUCUUUUGCACACACCGAAUAUUCUUAAUUCCAUUAUUGAGCUUGGGUUUAUUCUCUCAGUUUACGUCAAAGACUCCAAAGUCUCUAAAAUCAAUUUAUUUAAAAAAAUCAUCGAAGUUUCUCAAUGUAUCACACAAGGCUUGCCUGAGAAUUCUAAUGAAUUGCGAAUGGUUCCUUAUCUAAACGAUUCAAAAAUCAUCAAUAAUUUAAAAACCAAAAGAAUUAACACUAUUUCUGAUUUAAAGAAAAAUUUGGAUGUUUUGCAGAAUUUUCAGAUAAAAAGUUUGGAAGAUGUAAAACUGUCUUUGCAAUAUUUUCCAGAAAUGGAAGCCAGUGUUUCUGCGUGUGUAAAAGAUGAAGAAGAUAUAAGAUAUGGAGAUAUUGUAACUGUUAGUAUUAUUAUUAAUAAAGCAAAUAUAAAGGAAAACGAAAAAACUGGGCAAGUCCACUCUUGGCUUCCAUUUAUGAAAAAUGAAAAAUAUUGGGUACUUAUUAGCGAUCCUAAAACAGGACAAAUCUAUUAUGCUAAUUUUAUAGGGAUAAUAAUAGGAAAUGGCUUGAAUUAUUUACUAGGCAAUUUAUGAAGGGAAUAGAUAUGUGAGAUCUUUAGAAGCUAUUGAUAAAAUUACAGUUCAUGAAGGUUUUAGGUUUCAUGCGAAAGAUGAUUUUCCUUCUUUUAAAAAUAACAAAAUAUCUUUGGAAGUCAAUGCGAUUUCAGAUUCGUAUCUUGGUGCAGGCGUUUCUUUACCUUUGGAUAUAGAAGUUGAUCCAGAGCAAUCAGAGACAGCUAAUUAUUCUGAUGAGGAUUAA
This is a messenger RNA of Blepharisma stoltei, 2466 nucleotides long. Lineage: Eukaryota; Ciliophora; Heterotrichea; Heterotrichida; Blepharismidae. The record is from the annotation of a GenBank genome assembly.